AUGCCGCCACCAACUCGACGCAAAGAGCCCCAAGAUCUCGAUCUGGAGUGGGUUGCCCGCGAGCUUGUACCGUUUCUGGAAUGGGCCUUUGGUGAGAAGUAUGGGCGACCGCAGAGAACGAAAGCCUAUUGGGUCGAGAAGGUGCUCUAUGCGAGGUCCAGGAUAGACAAUGUGCCAUACUACAUAGACUUCCCCUCCACAAUCGACACCCUUCGCCUUUACCUCGUCAACAAGGCCCAUCUUACACCAAAGGAGCUGCUAGAAUUUUCGAGCGUCGUCGUCCGGGGCGAAAUGCUGUGCGUUCGCAUGUUUGUCCGCCAUGCUAUCAAUCAUUGGACGUACGAUCUGUACUCGCUGGGCACACACCAGAGUCCGUAUUUUCAACGUCCGAUAACGGCGCCAAUGCCUAAGCAUCCGCAUAUCAAACUUCCCGAGUCAGAAUACGCAGCAGUGAUGGAAGAACUGCUGAAACAGCUGGACAACUCCGGCACCAGCAGUGGAAGAGAAGGAUGCAGCCGGGAAGGCUCUGUUCUCAGAUAUCGCAGUAAUCUGUCCAGUGUCAGAUACUCAAGUGAUGGCUCAGAUACAUCUACAACGCAGUCCUCAGGUCCAUCUUCCUCACGUCCAUCUGUAACGCAGUCAGAGCCCAUCGUCCGGUACCGUCACGCUCUUGGUUCUCUACCAGAAUCUCAAACAUCGUCUACUACGCCGCAAGAUUGGCAACAUUAUCCUUCGAGAUCACAGCAUGAAUAUCCUCAGUCUUAUGGCCCAUACCCCGGUCCUCACGGCAUGCAUGGGCCCAGUGUUUCUACGACAACGCAGACGAGUAUUCCACAGUAUCACCAACAAUAUCCACAGUACAUACAGUGUCAAAACCUCAAUCCGCCACGGCCCACCGAUUGGUACUACCAUUCAUCGUGGAUGGAUCACACGAUGCCGUAUCAUCCCCCCCGGACCAACUCUUUUCUACCAGAGAUGGGCAACCCUUAUGCCGCUCGCCCCCCGCCAACAGCAAUGGCAAAUCAGCCCAUGACGCAUGAUUUUGUUCCUGGAAAAGAAAAAUCUACUCUCGCUCAUACGGCUGCGGAUGCAUACGUGCCACGUCCUGAGGCUAAAGAGUUCAUCCCUAAAGCUGCGCGUAGAUCCGGACUGCUUUAG
This is a messenger RNA of Bipolaris maydis ATCC 48331, 1158 nucleotides long. Lineage: Eukaryota; Fungi; Ascomycota; Dothideomycetes; Pleosporales; Pleosporaceae. The record is from RefSeq and is a predicted model, not a curated record.